Messenger RNA from Cryptomeria japonica (Japanese cedar), 561 nucleotides. RefSeq lists its product as uncharacterized. The record is from RefSeq and is a predicted model, not a curated record. NCBI's taxonomy places the organism in Eukaryota, Viridiplantae, Streptophyta, Pinopsida, Cupressales, Cupressaceae. The transcript has a single exon. Bases 1 to 561 code for a protein of 186 amino acids.
AUGACAUCUGAAUUUGAAAUGUCAAUGUUAGGAGAACUAUCUUUUUUCCUUGGACUUCAAGUUUCUCAACUUGAAAAUGGUAUUUUUAUUUCACAAACAAAAUACGCCAAAGAUAUGCUAAAGCGGUUUCAAAUGGCUGAAUGCAAUGCAGUGAGUACUCCUAUGGCUACUGGUUGUAAAUUAUCUAAAGUGGAUGACACUCCUACUAUUGAUCAAACUAUGUAUAGGUCAAUGAUAGGCAGUUUUCUAUACUUAACUGCAACAAGACCUGAUUUUAUGCAAGCAGUGUGUAUGGUUUCUAGAUUCCAAUCUGCUCCUGAACGGUUUCAUUUUAUAACUAUUCAAAGAAUACUCAAAUACAUUAAGGGUACUCUUGAUUUUGGUCUUUGGUAUCCUAGAAAUGACAAUUUUACUCUGCUGGCCUAUAUUGACGUUGAUUGGGCUGGUUGUGUGGAUGAUAGAAAAAGCACCAAUGGUGCUACAUUUUUUCUUGGUGAUAGUCUUGUGGCAUGGCACAAUAAGAAACAAGAUUGCAUCUCACUUUCCACAGCAAAAGAAUAA